AUGGGCUCGCUCGCGGCGGUAAGUGCUCAUCUGAGCAUCUCCAAACGCGUGGUUCUUUCGUAUAUCCUGGAUUGGAUCUGGAUCAUUGGCAUUGCGCUCAUUGGCUUUGGAUUUUCCCGAGUCACACCGAAUCAACGUCCAUUCAGCUUGACUGACCCGAGCAUCUCGUUUCCCUACACGGAGCAUGAGACAGUGUCAAACAGUGUCCUGGUGGUGGUCUCGCUGAUUGCUCCUGCUGUCCUCAUUGUGCUAGUAGUAUUGUUCUUUGUUCCCGCCUCUACGGCACGGGAGUCAGGCUCUCGAUCCCUGCUGUGGAAGUCCAAAGUAUGGGAAUGGAACGCGGGAUGGUUGGGACUGGGCCUAUCUGCUGCGGGGGUCUUUAUGGCUACUCAGGGACUGAAGGGUCUGUACGGCAGGCCUCGUCCAGAUACGCUUGCGCGCUGCAAUCCAGACCUCUCAGAUAUCGCCGCGUACGCCGUCAGCGGUCUAGGGCAGGAGCUUACCGAAGCGCCUACCAUGGUGACUUGGGAGAUAUGUCGGAAUACUUCCGAUGAUCUGAAAGUGGAUGGAUUUUCUAGCUUUCCCAGUGGUCACUCGUCCUUUGCCUUUGCGGGUCUAACAUAUUUCAGUCUUUGGCUAUGCUCUAAGUUCUCCAUUGGCUUCCCAUAUCUCGCCCAUUCGCCUCUGAGCCAGGAUCUGCGUGCGCAGAACCGCGAGUCCAUCCGGACUCAGGGAGCGGCGCCUCCGGUAUAUAUGGUUAUCAUUGCCUUCGUGCCAUUUGCAGUCGCCUUCUUCAUAGCGGCUUCGCGCUGGUUUAACUACCGACACCAUGCGUUUGAUAUCAUAUUCGGUGCUCUCAUGGGGGUUGCUUUCGCCUGGGUUGGAUUCCGGAUGUACCAUCUUCCGAUCAUGCGAGGUGCAGGUUGGUCAUGGGGAGCAAGGAGUCCACGACAUGCAUUCUAUAAGGGAAUUGGGCUUUCCAGCCAUGUUGGCGCCGACAAUUGGUCCAAUACCGGGGAUGUGACUAUGACAGCAGAGAGAGAGGGACAGGAUAUUGACCUCGAAAGUGGACGGCGUAAUCUGGCAGAAUGA
Molecule: messenger RNA, 1092 nt
Organism: Aspergillus tanneri
Lineage: Eukaryota; Fungi; Ascomycota; Eurotiomycetes; Eurotiales; Aspergillaceae
Product: phosphatase PAP2 family protein
Exons: 3
Coding region: 1-1092 (363 amino acids)
Biological process (GO): phospholipid metabolic process
Molecular function (GO): phosphatidate phosphatase activity
Source: RefSeq, a predicted model, not a curated record